Molecule: messenger RNA, 1704 nt
Organism: Thelazia callipaeda (thelaziosis nematode)
Lineage: Eukaryota; Metazoa; Nematoda; Chromadorea; Rhabditida; Thelaziidae
Source: the annotation of a GenBank genome assembly
AUGACUGAUGAGGAGAAAAGUGCGGUAAUGAGUAUAUUUGCAAACUUCAACGUAACGCUGAAAGAAGCUUGGCUGAACGAAGUCUUAGAAUAUCUUCACGAAAAACGAGCUGAUGCAGAUACAUCUACGAUUACUCAACUUGUUUAUGAACAAUGGCUAUAUUCUGAACUAUCUAAAAGCACUCGUCCAACAAUACGUCUUCCACCGUUUGCAAAGAAAGCAUCAUUAAAAACAGACGUCGUUGUUCAAAUAAACUGGAUAGUGGAUAUACAUACUUCGAUGUAUUCGAAAUUACGUGAACAUACGGGUCGUGGUAUUGAUAGUACUCUUUUCCAGUCAGAAGUAAACGACAACUCAUGGGAUGCGGAAUCAGAGGGUCAGAUGUUCUUAAUGGAAAUAACUGAUGGCCAACGAAAACUGCGUGCUAUAGAAUAUCAGAAAAUUGACGGAUUAUGUACAAUGUUACUGCCAGGAACAAAAUUGUUCAUCAGUGGUGAUACCAUUUGUCGCAACAGUGUUCUUUUGCUAACGCCAAAAAAUGCCGUAUUAUUGGGUGGUGAAAGUGAAAUGUGCCAAAAGAAUGCACCUGUUGUUAUUUUCGCUAGGCGAUUAGGAAUUAAUGAAAGAAAACUUGAGAUAGUUGAAUGUAAAACGAACAGCAUAGCAGAUGGAAUGGAAAUGAAGAAGAUAAAUUCUAUACAAUCGUUUGCUUCCAAUGCACCUGGAAAUUCAGCACCACAGCGAGUUAUUGAUAUUCGGAAUGAGGAAUCAACAAAGAGACGAAAUAUUGAGAGAAAAAACCAAAAAAAGCCGGUUCUGUCACGCACAAUAACUUCUUAUUUUCAACAGCAAAGAAGGGGUUUCCAUUCUAAAAUGGAAUCUUAUAAUGAAUCGAAAUCUUUCAUCCAUUCAACUGACCAAAACAUCAAAGCGCAAAAUGACGUGAACUAUCCACUUCAGUGCGAAGAGGAAAAUGCUAAAUUCCUAUCAUCUUCAAUAAUUUCGAAUUCCGCCAUUGAUUCCAGUUCUUCCCAUUUUCCUAGUGCACUAGCUCAUAUUUCAGAAUUAGAACAAGAAUCAUCUCUUACAUCUCACAAAAGAUUAUCAACCUCAGAAAUAUUACAAUCACAAAUAUGCAACAUGAAAAAAACAAAUGACUAUUCGCAUUUAGAAUCUAAAUCUCAGAAACUGGUAGAAAAAUCAACAAAUUCUACUAAGAAAUGCCCUUCCUCUAAUAUUGCAAACUUCUUUGUCUCCAAAAAGUGUGUCGAAAUCGAAGCAUCUCAACCUUUAAUUUCUGCACGAUUAUUGGCAAAAAAUUUGGAAAUAACCCAAUCCUCAGAAAUUAUGAGUACAUCUAAAGAAGAUGCAACUGCACCGCCUAAUAUUGUGUUACUUAGUGGCGAAAGCAAGCGAGCAGAAUUACCAUCAGCGUCAAAAGUUCCUAUUUGGUCCGUAGAAGUACAGAAACCACUUGCUGCUGAGAGUAUUCGUUCUGCAACAAUCAUUCCGUCUUCUGAUAUGCAAGAAGCGCACACAGUGGAAACAGCAAAGUGUACUGAACGGGCACACAUUGCUGCAGAAGAGGGAAUGAUGGGUUCCCAAUAUAAUUGGAAAAAACGACUUAGUGAAAUAGCUUUUGUAUUAGUAUUUAGUAUGAAAAGAAUUCGGGAUGAGUGUGGGGACUCCGUGGCGCAACGGUAG